AUGGCCUUUCUACCGCUGGCACUGAUCUACCUGGCGUCGGGAUUUGCCCUCGUCCACGCGUCCACGCGGCCGCCGUACGAACCAGUGCCGGCCUGCCCGCCCUGCUUCACGUCGACCGUCUGGACACAGGGUGUCUGCGGAAAGCCGCGAUGCACGACGCCGGCAACAAAGCCGACACCAACACCGACACCAAUUCCCGCUCCAGCGCUCUCCGGCGACUGCACCGUCACCGUCACCGAAGCAGAGCCCCCGACCACCACCAUCGUCGCCAACACCAACGUCUGCUCCGUCUUUCCCACCAUCACGCGGUCCAUUCCCUGCCCGCCCGCGCCCGCUUGUAACGACGACAGCCAGCGCUGCAAGACGGUCUGGAUCCCGGCCACGAACACCGGCCCCGACAGCACGACGUACAUCUCCAACUGCGUGGCCACCAUCACGCCAUGGAUCCAGCCGUUGCCGCCCGGCUACACGCCGACGCCGCCGCUGCCUCCGUCCUAUCCCUGGCCAUCGUCUGUGACGUCCGGGCCGUCCGUGGCGGUCAUGUAG
This is a messenger RNA of Sporothrix brasiliensis 5110, 546 nucleotides long. RefSeq lists its product as uncharacterized. The transcript is spliced from 2 exons. Lineage: Eukaryota; Fungi; Ascomycota; Sordariomycetes; Ophiostomatales; Ophiostomataceae. The coding region runs from base 1 to 546 and encodes 181 amino acids. The record is from RefSeq and is a predicted model, not a curated record.